AUGGCCGACGACCUGGAUGCCGAGCUGCUCGCGCUGGCGGGUGAUGAUGCCUCCGAUGAGGAGGCGUCUCCUCCCCCCAACCAGAAGGUGACCUCACCUUCACCUUCAUCCUCCCCACGAUCUCCAGCCACCUCCUCCACCAUGGGCCGCAAAGGAACCGCCAAACCCGUUCGACGGGGCCGGAAAUCAAGGAAGGACGACGAGGAAGAUGGCGAAUUGUACGUUUGA
Molecule: messenger RNA, 228 nt
Organism: Aspergillus melleus
Lineage: Eukaryota; Fungi; Ascomycota; Eurotiomycetes; Eurotiales; Aspergillaceae
Product: RNA polymerase-associated protein rtf1
Exons: 1
Coding region: 1-228 (75 amino acids)
Source: RefSeq, a predicted model, not a curated record